AAUUAAAAAAAAUAAAGCAUUGUACAGUGAAAAAAAGGUAAAAAUAUGUCUAGCGGUAACAAAAAUGAAAAUGAUGGUAAAGUGGCAUUCGAAACUGCUCUUGAUUUGGCAGGUUUCGGUCUGUACAACUAUAACCUGACGGCACUGACUGGGUUCAUCAUCAUAGCAUAUGCAUGUAUAGCGUUUGGCACAACAAUCAUCAUCCCAGCGAGCGCCUGUGAACUUGAAACCACCAACGCGCAGCAGGGUCUCAUAGCUGCUGGACCUUUAGUUGGUAUAAUCCUGGGCGGUGUUUUCGGCGGGUACCUCGGCGACAAGUUUGGUCGUCGACGCAUGCUGUUCGUCUCUCUGCUCUCAGCUUCUGCCGUCAACGCUCUGGCCAGUAUAUCGGUGGACUGGAUUAUGCUUUUGAUACUACAGACUAUUGCCUCUUUUUGCGCGGCUGGCAAGUACUCGUUGUCUAUGACGAUGGUGAGCGAGAGCGUGCCGAUGGCCAAGCGCAACCUGAUCGUACUACUCGUCACCAGCAUAUUCCUGCUGGCUCAAGGGAUUAUGGCAGUUAUCGCCAUCCCUAUCAUACCUCUGUCUUUCUCUUUCUACCUUCCUAAUUUGGGAAUAUACUGGAACUCUUGGCGAACUCUACUCCUGGUGUAUUCCGCGCCAGGAUUGUUAGCUGCGGCCUGGCUGCUCACGAUAAAGGAGAGCCCCAAGUACAUUUACUCUCAGGGACGGGAACAGGAAGCUAUUGAUAUCAUAAAGAGCAUACAUAAAAUGAAUAAUAGAAAAUCCGCAGGAGAAUUACAAAUCUCAGGUCUGAUAUACGAUGCCCAACAGUCAUCGGGUCCGUUGUCGCCAAAAGAACAGAUCAUACCCCUCUUCAAAAUGCCUCUAUUGAAGUAUACCAUAAUAAUGACGAUACUCUUCGUGUUCCAACAAGUGGGUGCAUUCGCGGUAUGGCUGCCGUCGAUCGCCAACCAGUUUGUGCAGAUCGUGGAGACGGGUGAGGGCACUGACCAAAGUCUCUGCUCUAUACUUAGCAACAGUAUAGAUAUCCCUGCUGAUCCAGAUGUAGUUCCGUGCUCUCUCAACGUGACCUCUCUACUAAUGGUGCUGCUGGUGGGUGCGGUGCAAUCAGUUGCAAAUGGACUCCUCAGCUUGAUAGUGAACCGUGUGGGUCGUCGCAACAUGGCUAUGGUGGUGGCGGUAGCAUGUGGGCUGGCGGGCAUCAUUACCAACCUCAUCCCCAACGCGUAUGUCAGCGUCGCGUUCUUCGUUUUCUUCAUGCUCGGCAUCCUCAUCCUGGGACUCUACACCGCCAUCGCUGUUGCACUCUUCCCCACCAGUCUCAGGGCUUUGGCUGUAGCACUUACGAUGACAGGCGGCAGGCUCGGCACCUUCGCCUCCGUACAGAUCCUCAACCUGCUGCUUGAGGUCAAUUGCGACGCGGGCUUCUAUCUCUUCUGCUCUAUAUUCGCAGCAUCAGCCAUCGUAGCAGCAUUCUUACCUAAUGACAAAUAUUUACAGACGACGCAACCGAAGAAAGACGACACCUCAUAGAUAUUAAGUAAAUCUUUGUAAAUAAAUGUUAUAUGUUACGUAUUAAUAGAAUUCCUAUUUUUAUUUUUAAGAGUUAGGGAUUCAAUUAAACUAGUGUAACGAUAAUAAAAUCAUGAAGAGUUUUUUUCCACAGAAAGCUCGUAUGAAGAACGUAAAAUUCAACAUAAUUUCGAAAUUUCCUCAGAAGAUGGCGCUAAUAGUUAAAAAAGUCAGAAAAACUAAAUAAAAAGUUUUUGUUUCAUAACUCCUACAUCUUCCUUCUUCAUUGUGACUAACUAGAGUAACCAGUAAUUUUCCUGGAACUUGGUAAAGCUCUGAUGGAGGGCAGAAAACUUUCGUAACUGUGGGCGGGAAUACCAGGAUAGCAUAAAGUUGUAGAUGCGUUUCGCUAUGAUAGUAAAAACGCAUGCGUCAAAAUAUUGAUUCGCCACCCCUUUCUAAACUAGAGUUGCGAACGUUAUCAAUAAUGGAUGCGGUAUCGAUAUAUAUUUACUUUGUGAUUAAAAUAUGCUACGGUAAAACUAAAAAUAUGUGAGGAUAGUGCU
Papilio xuthus (Asian swallowtail) is the source of this 2102-nucleotide messenger RNA. Its product is annotated as solute carrier family 22 member 4. Gene Ontology annotation, biological process: transmembrane transport. Gene Ontology annotation, molecular function: transmembrane transporter activity. The coding region runs from base 46 to 1557 and encodes 503 amino acids. Gene Ontology annotation, cellular component: membrane. The transcript is spliced from 11 exons. The record is from RefSeq and is a predicted model, not a curated record. NCBI's taxonomy places the organism in Eukaryota, Metazoa, Arthropoda, Insecta, Lepidoptera, Papilionidae.